This is a messenger RNA of Aptenodytes forsteri (emperor penguin), 4206 nucleotides long. It is a transcript of the gene MTUS2, whose product is annotated as microtubule associated tumor suppressor candidate 2. Bases 1 to 4206 code for a protein of 1401 amino acids. Gene Ontology annotation, molecular function: microtubule binding. The record is from RefSeq and is a predicted model, not a curated record. The transcript has 14 exons. Lineage: Eukaryota; Metazoa; Chordata; Aves; Sphenisciformes; Spheniscidae. Gene Ontology annotation, cellular component: cytoplasm; nucleus.
AUGAGUGCUCCGUUAAUCCCAAACAAGUCAUGUUAUGCCCAGCUUCAGGACAACCGCAGCGAAAUAAAAAAUAAUAAUGAAAGCAUAGUGAGUGUGGGGGAUACCAAUGCCAACCAAAUUGUGACAAAAGUUAGAACCACUGAAGGGGAUGUUAAGAAACGUGCUUUGACAGAUGAGAGUGGGAAUAUACACUCUGGAGGAUCAGAGAAAGCUACUCAUCUGAAUACAGAGCAGAAUAAACUUCUGACCUUCAGAGACACUCGGAGCUGUCACACCAGUGUACAGGAAAGUAAGCUGUCCUCCACCACAAGCAGGGAAAUGGGGAAAGAUGGUAGGACCAGCGAAGCUAAGAAUAUAUCAAGGCAUAUCAGGAUUAGCCGAGGACAAAGUCUGUCCAAUUUAAAAAGCAGCACAAAUGAUGCCAACCUGGAGGUUAGUUCCAAAGGCGAUGUUGACUUCACCCAGAACUUUUCGAAGGGUAAAAUGCCCAGGACUGUAGAGAUGGAGAGAAUAAAAAGGCUUUCUUUGGGAAGACCAAGUAAAUUUUCUCCUCAGUCUGAAACAUUUGCAAAAGACUGUGUUGGCCGCGUGUCGUGUAAACGUCUGCUUUCUGCAUCAUUGGACUCCAUUGACAGGUCACACCAUUUGAUAGGAAAUACAGAGAAAUCACAAAAAAGGUCCACAGAUCAUUUUCUUGGGAUGGUGUUUCAUCCACUUGACAAUACCUCAGAGGAAAAUAUUGUGUUUUAUUCCAAACCAUCUACCUCAGAGAACAAGAAAAUAAGUAAACCAGAAAAUGUACCAAAUGUUAAUGUUGAAAGCACACUGCAUACUUCUCAUUCUCAAUAUUCAACUGUUAAGCCCAAUGAGAUUGCUAGUAAGUCAGAAGCACAAUUAGGUCAGGGUGAUAAAAGUAAAAAACUGGAGCUUAAGACUGCACCAUCUCUACAAUCUAAAAGUACGUGUCAACAAAAGAUUGAGAGAAUUAUGCUGGUAGAGUUCCUGGGUUGUCAAGAAGAUGAAAAUACAGCAAUGCAGGAACAGAAAGGCUCUGAGUCUGACGCAUCAAAAUUUCAAGCAUCCCAAUUUCAAGACACCUGUAACAAAGUAGAGGGUCCAUUGUCAAGCCAGGUGGUAACCUAUCCUGAUGACAAAUUGCUAAGUGAUAACAUCACCACCAGUGGGGAAGGGAGAGGAAGCAAUGACAGUGACAAUGGGGCAACUAGCCAGAUUGGUGAGGAAUAUUUUACUGACAAAGAAGUGGAAACAAUAUUCCCACUCACCUGCGAUAGUAAAUCCAGUGGCAAAAUGACACCUAGAAAAAAUGAGAAUUUACAUGAAGUUGACGCAGGUUGCACUGAAACAGUUGGUGAAGAGAUAUCUCUUACACAUAACAUUAAUCUACCUGACAGCAAACCCUUGAAAGUUAAUGAGAAUAAACUGAUGCUAGUCAAAGGAAACACCGAGGAUGCUGCCGUGCCUGCUUCUGAUCUCUCGGAUCAGCACGGAGCGCCCGGUGCAGAGACAAUGUCAAACCAACAACCUGACAACCACAACAGUGAUUCGGAAACCUUGAGCUUUUCAGUUCAAAGUAAAAAGACAGCUAAUGCACAGAAACAUCCUCCAGAGGAAGCACCAGAGAGCUGUAACGUUUCGGCAAAGGCUGACGCCUUUUUAUGUGUCCCAACUCCUGUGCGCCCGGUGGCAACGCUGGAUAUUAAUAGUCAUCCCACGCUAUCAAACAGUAAUUUGAAGGACCUUUAUGCACUUCAUGUUGACAAACUGUCACCCUCCUCAGUCCUACCUCCCAUUGACAGUACGCAGUUGUUAAACAUAUCCCCUAAAGUGCCUAUCAAGACUGCUUGCAGCAGUGCCAUCCCAAAACCUAUCCUGGUCCACUCCAAGGGCUCCCUCGCAGAUAAGGCGGAUGUGGACAGUGACUGCAGUGAAAAGCUGGAAGAAAGCAUCGAGAUGAAACCUGCCAUACCCAGGCCCAAACCCGUGAGACCUAAAAUCAUCACAUACAUUAGGAGAAACCCUCGUUCGAUAGAGCAGCUUGACCCUUCAUUUGCGCCAGCGGGGCUGCCCUUCGGUAGCCCUGCGUGUGGCAUGCCCAUCUCUACGGAGCAGAACGCGUCCAACGGAGGGGAGGCAAAGCCCCCCAGCAUCCUGUAUGACAAAUUUAAACCUGACCUCCAGAAGCCAAGACUCUUCAGUUCUGGUCUGGUGGUGUCAGGAAUUAGGCCCCCAGGACAUCACUUCGGUCCAAUGAGCGAGAAGUUUCUGCAGGAGGUUGGGGAAAGGCCUGCGAAAGAUGAAUUUUGCCCUCCACCAUAUACUCACUACGAGGUCCCCCCAAGUUUUUAUCGAUCUGCCAUGAUACUCAAGCCACAGUUAGGACUGGGUGCAGUGUCCAGAUUACCGUCUGCAAAGAGCAGGAUUCUCAUUGCAAGUCAAAGAUCCUCAGGUAGCUGUCUCCAUCAGCAAGGAGAAAUAACGAGUGCUCCCAGCCUCUAUCAUCCUGAUGCGUCAGUUGAUCUUAAGAAAGGCUCAUGUCCAAGCGCUGCAAAAUCAAAUCUCCCCAAGCCCUGCCAGUCUGGACUUCGUCCUCCAGGUUAUUCACGGCUGCCAGCAGCUAAGCUGGCCACAUUUGGGUUUGUCAGGAGCUCAAGCGUAUCCUCUGUCUCCAGCAACCAGUCAAAUGACAGUGCUCAGAGUGAUCAAAGCAGGACAACCAACCGUUCCAGCUUUGGAAAUGAAGAGCAAACCACUCCUAAGGCAUCUGCACCUUCUAAAGACAUCCCCAAGGGGAGCAGCAAGAGCACGACGCAGGUAUCGAGCAGCACAGUGACUCCACGCAGGAGCUUACUUCCAGCACCAAAAACUGCCACCGCACCUGCUGGUCUGAAGAAAGAAGUACAAAAAGAUCAGGAUGCUAACAGACCAGCUGUCUCAUCUCCUAAGAGAUCAACGGUAACAGCCACCAAGCUCCAUUCACCAGGACAUCCCAAGCAAAGGCCAACCACCCCAAAGAAUGGAUUCUCCCCCAAACCAGGAGAGAGUCGAGACGCUGAAAAGCAGUUCGUCCAGAGAUUGAAGGAAAAGUGUGACGAGCAGUCCCAGCAAUUAAGCAAUAUUCGAGAUGAGCUUAAAAGGGCCAGCUGUGGCUUCAAUGUCUUUGCUAUAACAACACAGCACUUUUUCAGGCAGAAUGAAAAUGCCCUUGUGAAAAUAAAGGAGUUAGGAGUCGAGCUUGCAAAGAUCAGGGAUGAAGUUGCUCUCAAUGCAGCAAGAUGGAAGAAACUACAGAGCGAGAAGGAGGAGCUGGAGAGGCGCUUUGAGGAGGAGGUGAAGCAGCUUCGCAGGCAGCAGCAGGAGGAGCUGCAGGCGCUGGAGCAGCGGCUACAGGAGGAGUACAACACCAAGAGGGAGAGCCUGCAGGAACAGCACAGGCUACAGCUGGAGCAAGUAAAAUUGCAGCAUCAGGAUCAGGUGGAAGAUAUCACAGCUGUACACGAAGCUGCAAUGUUACAGUUGGAAAAUAACCACAUAGUCGCCAUUACAGUACUGCAGGAUGAGAAUGACUGCAAGAUUCAAGAACUGAAUACUGCUCACAAACUGGAAAAGGCACAAUUAGAAGAGAAUUUUGAAAAACUGCGGCUGUCACUCCAGGACCAGAUAGACACCCUCACCUUCCAGAACCAAUCUCUUAAGGCCAAAGCAGACCGAUUUGAAGAGGCUCUGAAGAAAAACACUGAGGAACAACUGAAGAUUGUACGAGCUCCAUAUCUGCACUUAGAAAAAGACCUGAAGAGCUUAAAACAUGUUCUGGAAAUGAAGAACCAUCAGAUUCACCAACAGGAGAAGCUGAUUAUGGAGCUAGAAAAACAGGCUGAAAAAAAUUUAAAACUGGAAGAAAAAAUCACCAUGCUGCAACAGCAGAACGAAGAACUCAGAGCCAGGAUUGAGCAAAAUACUGUUAUAACAAGGCAAUUGUCAGAGGAGAAUGCUAAUCUUCAAGAAUACGUUGAGAAAGAAGUGGAGGAGAAAAAGAAGCUGAGCAGGACUAAUGAAGAGCUCCUCUGGAAGCUGCAGGAGGGAGAUGCCGUGAGCCCUGUGAAACUCCCACCCACAUCGUCCACUUCUUUUUAUCGCUGCUCAUCAGGGAACUCCUCUCCAGCAAAAGUCAGAACCUUGCGGCGAUGA